AUGACAUCAACAUUUAAUAAUCUUCCACGUUUAGGUGAAACAAAAGCAAAACCCAAAAUCGGUGAAAUUCGUUUAACAGCUGAUGGAACACGACGUAAACUAUUCACUGGUAAAGCUUGGCAAUUCUUAUGUAGUGGUGAUCCGAAUUGUCGAAUUCAAGCUAAAUCAACAUGUCGAAAUCAUAGAAGUUCUCUAACUAAUGAUACAUCAUUAAAUGAAUUAUCACCAAUUCAAAUAAAACGACCAAAACUUGGGAAUACACAAAUAUUACCUAAUGGAAAUCGACGUAUAUGGCGAGGUGAACGAUGGCAAAAAUUAUGUCGUGCAGAUAAUUGUUUAGUACAAGCAAAAGAUUUUUGUAAAUCACAUCAAAAUCAACGAAUGUCAUUACCAAAUACAAAUGAAAAGUCUCGAUUUACAAAUCGAACACGAUCUUAUUCACUUACUAGUCAAAAAAAAGUAGAAGAAGAAGAAGAACAUCAACAUAUUGAAUCAAGUGAUGAUUUAUCUUCUUCAAUAAAAGAUCAUAAUUCACUUCAAUUACCAAAUAAUAAACGUCGUCGUGUUGAUGAUAAUAUAUUUGAAGCAAUUGCCGUAUCACCAUUAAAAAAACAUGAAUUACAUACACGUAAUGGACGUCGAGUACGAUGUAAUGGGUUAAUAUGGAAACACUUAUGUGCUGAUAAAAAAAAUACUGUUUUGACACGUAAUUAUCGAGGUCGAAGUAUGUCUAGUAAAAGAUCAGAUGAAAAUAAGUCAAAUCAUAUUCAAUUAUCAUCGUCAGAUACUAUUGAUUCAUCAAUAGACAAUAAUUCGGUGACUCAAAUAAAAAAUAGUAAAAAAAGCAAAACUACAGGUGAUAUUAAUAAUGAAGAACAUAUUGUUCCGAAAAGAAAAUCGAAUGGACGACGUCGAAAAGAAAAAUCAAUUGAAACACCUAUUCUAAACGAAUCUGAUUUAACAUUAUCAUUAAAAUCUAAUCGACUUGAUAUAAAUGAUCAAUCUGUUGAAAUUCCUAUUCGUUCAUCAUCACCAUUUCUUUAUGAUACAUCGACAUCUGCAAUUAUUGAACAAUUUGGAACAAUUAUCAAAAAAGAAAUGGAAGAAGAAUCAUUAAUUUAUAUUCCACCUAUACAUACAAAUGAAAUUGAAUCUCCAUGUGAAACAUUACAAGAUUUCUUACGUGUGGAAGAAUUAAAAAAAAAAGAAUUUAAACUUGAUUGUCAACGUAUUAGUUACCGUUUAGCAAAAAUUCAAGAUUGUAUUGGUAGUAUUUCAUCAAUGACUAGUUGA
Molecule: messenger RNA, 1293 nt
Organism: Rotaria sp. Silwood2
Lineage: Eukaryota; Metazoa; Rotifera; Eurotatoria; Philodinida; Philodinidae
Source: the annotation of a GenBank genome assembly